Candoia aspera is the source of this 3331-nucleotide messenger RNA. Its product is annotated as cold-inducible RNA-binding protein-like. The transcript is spliced from 7 exons. Gene Ontology annotation, cellular component: spliceosomal complex. Bases 156 to 602 code for a protein of 148 amino acids. NCBI's taxonomy places the organism in Eukaryota, Metazoa, Chordata, Lepidosauria, Squamata, Candoiidae. Gene Ontology annotation, biological process: positive regulation of mRNA splicing, via spliceosome. Gene Ontology annotation, molecular function: RNA binding. The record is from RefSeq and is a predicted model, not a curated record.
CUCGUGUUUUUCUCGCCGCCAUCGCGAUACCUCUUGCCUCGGUAGCUGACGGGUCUUUACGUAGCUCUUGCUUCGAGGCCGGUUUCGGUGAGUGCUUUUGGUCGGAGAGCGGUCGGGCUCUUGUGGGAGCGGUGGUUGCUGGGAUCACUUAGACAAUGGCAUCAGAUGAAGGAAAGCUCUUCAUUGGAGGACUCAGUUUUGACACCAAUGAACAAAAUUUGGAGCAGUUGUUCUCACCAUAUGGUGACAUUGCAGAAGUGGUGGUGGUGAAAGACAGAGAGACCCAGCGGUCCAGGGGAUUUGGUUUUAUUACCUAUUGUCGUCCUGAAGAUGCCAAGGAUGCUAUGCGAGCCAUGAAUGGAGAGUCUGUGGAUGGGCGCCAGAUCAGAGUUGACCAGGCUGGAAAGUCCUCCCGUGGCUCUUCUGGAGGCAGAGGGCGUGGACGUGGAUUUUCUAGAGGAGGCGGUGGAUAUGGAGGAGGCCGUUACGACAACAGAAGCGGUGGCUAUGGUGGAUCCAGAGACUAUUAUGGCAGCAGGAAUCAGGGAGGCUAUGGGGACCGUUACUCUGGAAGCUCCUACAGAGACAAUUAUGAUAAUUAGGUGGAAGGGGCACCUCUGGAUCCUGGAAGAGAGUUUACCUCAAGGCUGGAGUUGAAAACAGACUUUCUCUUUGGGUACCUCUCUGGAGCUUCUUUCUUGUGCGUAUGUUGAUGUGGUCAUUCACAGACUUGAAUAUUAGAGGUUCAAGUCAGCCAAUGUAAUAGGUUUUGGGGAGGGGAGUACUAAUUCCAUAAGUUACUAUAUGUAGCCACGCAAAGCCCUUCUCAGCCAAGGCAGGCUAUGGGCCUUUGGUUAUGUUGAUCUAAUAGAGUUAAUUGAUUAAGCAACAAAGAAGGCAUCCUGCCUAAUAAGGCUUGUGAAAUUUGGAAUAUAAUUUUUUAAGGUGGGACACUCAGUCUUUACUAAAAUACUUGCUGUGGUUUCUAAAAGGUUUUCCUUCAAAAAUCUAAUUUUGCUUUUUGUAGAGAUCAUCAAAGCAAAUGUGAGGGUUGUGAUAAAAAGUAUUUCUCCCAUUUUCAAGCAAAAAAUGAUAAUGAAAUCUUUUGCCACAGCAUCAGCUCUCAAAUAAUUGCUCCCAAUUCAUCCUCCUAAGAGGUACUCUACAGUCCCAUCCCAUCCCUUUCAAAUACCACUCGUUGGAAUGACCCAUGGAAGAAAGAGUGAUAAUAGCUUACCCACUGCUGCCGCUUUUAGGCCAAGUUUUGUGUCCUGUGGCUUUAUAUACGCUGAGUGGGUUGUACACGGCCUGCAGCCCCCAGCACCACCCCAGAUAACUCUGGAAAUUCAGACAAGCAAAAGCUUAGCGCUACCUUUAUUUUAAAUAUCCACAAAAACACACAAAAUAGGAUAAAUAUCUCUGCCCCCACACCCCUCAGGGAUAAUGCCAUACCACCUGUAGCCCUCAAAGAUUUUUUUUAAAGGACAGCCCCCAGCAACAACAAAAAUCCCUGCCUGCCUUACAUUCCAUUGCAUUUUUUUUCCUGCAAUGUCUGCUAAGGUGGUUUUACCCUGAUCCUGUAAAUUCUUGACCAGAAGCCAUCGUACUGUUUGCAUCCAAGUGAUCACCCCACAAAGCAAAAGAGGAAAUACCCUAAUACCAAGAACUACUUUUUAAAAAUAGUAACAGUUCCCCUCUUCCGCUUCACAAGUAUUGGAUAAAUGGCUAAAGUAGGAAUUCCUAAGAGUAUUUUUCCAUAUUCUUAUUUUGGGAGUAAGAAUUUCAUUGAAAAUGAUGGGGCAUUAGUUGAUCUGCUAGCCAUAGGCUGUUCUAUAGGCCUCACUAGUAGGCUUUUAAAAAAUUAGAAUUGUAUCAUCUGGAAAAAUAGGAUCAGCAAACAUAGAAGACAGAUUAAGUUUUUUAUCUUUCUGGCAAUAAAAUCCCUUAAGCUGGAGUUGCUUGAAGCAGGGAAGUAGUUUCCCAUUGGCACCAGAAGGAUGUAACGCAUGUGUAUGAUGGGGAAAUUCUUCAGGGUGGAAGCAGGAAAGGUACAGGUUAUGUUCCCUCUAUAUUGCCAUUCUGGUUUCUUUAAUUAUCAGUUACCCAACUAAGGUAAUUACAUUUUUUUUUCAGUUGUGGGAAACUGCCUUUUUUAGGUUAGAUGCAAAGGUGUUCUUAAUCACAAGUGUAGUUUAAUUCUGAGUCUAGAUUGUGAUUUUGUUUACAGCCUGCUGAGAAUUAUUUUAUGAUGCACGUUUAUCUAAAUGAAACAGGACAAAAUAAAUGGUAAUUACAGGCCAGUCAGGAAAAUGGAACCUGGAAGGGUAACUUCUGAGGAACAGAGAAAGUCUGCUGAAUGUCUCUUGUAGCUUUGAAAUCUACAUUGAAGAAUGACAUUUGAAUCUCUACUAAUUGGCUGCAGGGAGGCCAGUUUGGUGUAAUUGUGUUCUCUCUUCCAAAGGUGCGUGAAAGCUUCAGGACAAAAGUAUUAUACUUCCUUUCUUUGUCUUUCAGAAUGAGCCGGCGGGAGAUCCCAAGAGGGGCUACUGUCACAAAAAUCAUUAAGGAUUAUAUACUCAUAGUGUCUAAAUUACAAGAAAUAGUGCUCUAUCCUGCAUUGGUCUGACCCCAGUCCAAGUAGUGAGCCCAGUUCUGGACAUGGAAGCAGAAACCAAGCCUUAGGGACGCUGAGGGAGCCGGGUAGCUUUAGCCCAUUUUGUAGGGGGUAUUAUAGCACCUUUCAAAUACCUGGAGGGGUAUCAUGCAGAAGACCAAGAGCUGCAUUCCAUUGUCCAGAGUACAGGAAAUAAAAUAAUGGCCUUAAAUUGUAGAAAACAGAUUAUGAUUGAAUGUUUGCGGGGGGCAGGGACAGGAGCAAUUUAACAAUGGAAUCCAGAGGUGAUUCCUCUUUGCUGGAUCCUGGCACGCAGUAGCAGACAGUCACCUGUCUGGGAUGCUUUAAUGCAGUUUCCCACCCUGACUGAAAGGUUGAAUUUAAAGGCCUAAAUCGUCCCUUUCAGCUUUAUGAUUCUAUGAAUUAAUUCUAAAGAAAUCUGAUUUCAGGAUAAAGACUUGCAUUAUAUCAUUGCUAAUUUAUAAUCAAAGUUGGGCUCAGUGGUGCUGAGGCAAGAAAAUACAUUUAUAUCAAAACUGUUUUUUCUUCAUCACCUACAGGUGGUGGCAAAGCAAGAUUGAGCAUAAGGCAGCGGGUGGGAAGCAGAGAUUAUAUAAAUUUUUUUACAGUGUCCUCAAAAUAAUUUUGAGCAUUAAGACCAGAUCUUAAAAGUGUUGCAAGGAUAUUUAUUUUUCAAUAAAUUUCUUCUAGAAGUCA